This is a messenger RNA of Schistocerca gregaria, 3142 nucleotides long. RefSeq names its product dynein axonemal assembly factor 4-like. The transcript has 7 exons. Gene Ontology annotation, biological process: inner dynein arm assembly; outer dynein arm assembly; cilium movement. The coding region runs from base 102 to 1379 and encodes 425 amino acids. Lineage: Eukaryota; Metazoa; Arthropoda; Insecta; Orthoptera; Acrididae. The record is from RefSeq and is a predicted model, not a curated record. Gene Ontology annotation, molecular function: protein binding.
AUUUCUGUCUCCAUGGUAGCGCAUCCAACGUGGCGAACAGUUUACUCGCAAUUUAAUAACCCUGCGCUAUCUCUUAUAGUGUCUAGUGCUUGUAGUGUGCCAUGCCUAUUCUCGUAACAGAUUACGACUGGCGACAAACAGAAGCUGUUGUCAUUAUCAAAGUUCGUCUUAGAAACGUAAACUCCAAAAACGUAGACAUUUUUACACUGGAUAAAUAUAUAAAGGCACAUUAUCCUCCAUUUCUCUUUGAAGUUUUCUUGUGGGCACCUGUGAAAAACUCUGAAAGCAAUUGCACCUUGACCGAUACAGAGAUCAUUUUUGAGCUACAUAAAUUGGAACAAAAAAUAUGGGAAAGUUUGGAAGCAUCAGUUACUAAAGAAGAGAAACAGAAACUUCGGCUACAGUAUGUCACUGAAGCUCUUGAAAUUGCAGAAAAAGAAAAAGAAAUAAAUUCUAAGAAAAGACAUGACUUGCAACAGUUAGCGGUAAGACAACAAAUAGCUCUUGAUACACAAGAACGAACAAAAAUUGAAGAAAUAAAAAAUAAUGAAAGGACCAUAGCUAUGAAGGACCUACAACAGUGGAAAGAUUCUGCAAGUAUAAACACUGAAGAUUUUGGUAAGCAAUCAAGUAAGAAAAAACAGUUGAACAGUAUAAAAGAACAGAGUACUAAACAAAAGAUUUUUGUAAAAGGUGAAAGCAAAGAUAAAAAAUGCAUCAACAAUAAAAAAUUUUCUGAUGAAGAAGAAUGUAAAGAAGCUAACUCAAAGAAAAUUUUCCACAGUGAGAUACCGAAGCCAGCACCAAGAAAACCCGGGAAAAUUCAUGUUAGUUUUACUCCUAGGGUGUUUCCAACUCCCAAAAGAGAGUCUCAGGAAAAAGAAGAGCAGGAGUGGCUGAAGAAACAAUAUGAGGCAAGGAAAAAUGUGGGAUUUGUGGAAGAAGAUCUUCUCCCAGAAGAGAAGGACCCAGACUGGCUCAAACAAAAAGGAGACUCAUUUUUCCAAAUGGGUAAUUACCUUGGAGCAAUCAGUGCUUACAGUCAUGCCAUUAAUCUUGGAUUCAAAAUGGCUGCAUUGUAUUCAAACCGUGCUGCUGCACACCUGGCUGUUGGCAAUGUGCACAAAGCUAUUGAGGAUUGCUCAGAAGCCCUUGAACUCCUCACACCGCAUGUAUCCAUGAAUGCAGAAGCACGAGCUUGCUGCCAUGCUCGAAGAGCAGCAGCUUUAUGUCGCCUUGGGCUGCUCCCACAGGGAUUGGCUGACCUAGAGGCUGCAUUACAACUACAACCAGAAAAUGAAAAGCUGUGGAAUGAUAUGAAACUUGUCAAGAAAUCAAUUGAAUCUCAGACACAAGAGACAUCUUCAGAUAAUGAUUAAUCAUAAUGUCCACAACACUGAUCACAUUAGGGAUGAUUAUGCUAUUUUGUUAAGGUUAGUUACUUUAUGGAGACUUAAUCCUGAAUUAAACCUGAUAAGUAUUAAUUUGCAAUAGUACAAUACCAUAUUAAAAAUGAGGGCACAAAUCAACAUAAAGGAUAACUGAAGUUAAUUUUUGUGAUAGGGAGGUUGUAAAUUUAGCAGGUGGCAACAGGUACUAAUGAAGCAAAGCCUGAUAUACUGACUAGCUUUUGAUAUCAAACAUUUCCUCAUCUAGUAAUGAAGAGAAAACAGUUGGAGAAACAAGUCAAUCCAGGGGGUAAAGAAACUCACUCAGCUUAAAGGAAACACACGAGUUCAAAGUGGAAAUCAGUGAUGAAAUCCUAGCAGCAGAUAAUAUUUUGAAACUUGAGGAAUUAAAACUGUAGAGAGGACUGUGAGUCAAGUCAAGUAUUAGAGAAUGACAGAUUAAAAUAAAACAAUACACAAGACAAUAAUGGACAAUGAUGUAAAGAAAGGAAAGAAUAAUCAAAUGAUGAAUAAGUAGUAUGUAAGAGAUAAAAGAAAAAAAAUAAAGCCGAGCAGAGAAUCAGAGGAUACAUUUUAAUGUAGCACAUGCCUAGAUACCAUAACCCUGCUGGACUGUCACACCAUGCAGAUUUAGUCUUUCUUCGGUCACUGUACAUCAUUUAAGAUGACUGCCAGGAUGGUUCCUUUGAAAUAAUGUGGCUGAUUUCCUGCCUGAUCAUCAUGCAAUUUGAAUGUGUUCUUCAUCUCUUAAUGACCACAUUACCAAUUAGAUUAAAUCUUAAUUUUCCUCCUUACCUCUUCCCCUCUAUUUUCAGUAUGUCCUAUUUUUGUGACUUGCUGAGAGUCACGUCCAUAUUUCUCAUACUUCAAUAAGUAAUGCUAUUGUCAGUCCAAAGAUUAUUUUGAAUACCACAAUGCUUUAUUAGUCAUGGUCCUGUUGGAGGUAGUGUACAGUUGCCUUCCUCCAACCUUUGAACUGGUUUACCCAUCCAGUUACAGGGGUAUGUACAGUUUAAUGCGGAUUCCGAACCAUGGUGCAACUUGGCAUUUUUCACAUCAAAAAACAUUUCCAGAUGUAAAAGAAGUGAUAAGUGACAGAUAAAAGUCCUAGGAUUGACCGGCAAUCAAACCCAAGACCUUUCAGUCUGUAGUCAGCACUUAGCCACACUCAUACCUCAGUCAAUUUAAUUUAAUCAUCAUUCCAGUAGUGCUAUACUUCAGCAAUUCCUAUUAACAUAUUGUAUAUCUCUUCAUUACUUAAAAUUCUCCUUCCUCUUCCCUUCUUAGAGAAGGUUUGCUCUAAAAGCUUGAGUUGCAUACAUAUAUGAUCUGCUUCCCCCAUUGUAAUGGUAAGUUUCAGGAGAAUUAGUGGUUUUUCCUGUGUUCAUAAUUUCCUUAAAACCACUGCCUCUAAUAGAGGUAUGAUUUACUGUCCAAUCAUCAUAGAGGUGUCAUAAUAGCAUAGUAUGGCAUAACCAUAGGAAAGAAUUAGCCCCAACCAUGUUUGUAGAAUUGCCUCAUAUUCAAUAAAUCCUUAUAAAAUGUAAAUUAAGAUGACUGAAUGGAAUAUUAUCCCUACCCCUUCAAAAUGAAAGUCCAGCACAUAUUAAGAAGUACUAAAUAGAGUAAGAGUGAAUGUCAUAAUGAGUGUAAAAAAAUUGAGCUAGGCCAUUUUAAAAGCUAAUUUUGGGCCAGAGAACAACAGUCUGAAACUUUUAUUUACUUGAACAUAU